UAACCGGAAGCAUUCAAAAUGUUUCACACAAUCGUGCAGUGCGUUCUGUUCUGUGCUACUGUCUACCUUUACCGGACAUGGAAAAAUCGUCGAACUUGGCAGCUAUUGAGCCGUUUGCCUGGUCCUCUGAAUUUUCCACUCAUCGGUUCAAUGUACGUCAUCCCCGGGAGGAACACUUCCCAAUAUCUUCAAACUUUGGUCAAUCUAACCGCCACGUAUGGAUCGGCUUACUGCAUCUGGCUCGGACCGGUACCGGUGGUGAUCGUCAGUUCGGCUGAUCAUGCGCGAACGAUUCUGACCUCACCGUCAACUGUGGAUAAAGCGAGCUUCUAUCGAUUCACACCACUUCAAGGUAUUUUUUCGCUUCCUGCACAUAAAUGGCGAGCCCAUCGGAAAAUGAUCCAGCCUAACUUUAAUCAAUCGAUUCUACGCGGUUUUAUACCACUGUUUGAGGAGAAGGCUGAAACAAUGGUACGUGCGUUAGGCGAGAUGGUUGAGACGGGUCAAACAUUCGACAUCUAUCGCUUUACCGCUAGAUGUACGUUGGAUAUGAUUUUUGCUACCACGCUAGGAACUGAUAUGCAUAUUCAGGAAUCUUCCACGUGUAGCUAUCUGGAUGUUCUUGAAGAGCUAUUUGAAGUUGUAACCAUCCGAGCGGUUGACAUUUUUCUUCAUCCCCAGUGGCUUUACCGGUGGACGUCUGUGUAUCAAAAGGAGCUGAAAGCGUUGGAGGAAUUUAGCCGUCCAUCGAAAGCGAUUUUAAACGAGAAAAAGAUAUCCUUUACUCCGACGAAAGAUGACAAACAAUUCAGUUUGGUUGAUCAGUUAGUAAGCUCCACGCUCGAUAACGAAGCUAUUGAGCACGAGCUAAACACAAUCAUAUUUGCUGGCAAUGAAACAAGUGCAAUGACCGUAGCCAACACUAUCCUUCUGCUAGCGAUGCAUCCUGAGGUACAGGAAAAACUUUACAACGAAAUUCGGGCUCACUGUGGCACUGCUGUGGUAGAAAACAACCGCCACGAAACUCUAAACCGGCUCACCUACAUGGAGAUGGUACUAAAAGAGUCGCUACGAUUGCUACCAAUUGCGGCCGUCAUUGGCCGAAGAACGACGAAAGAAAUCGAUCUUGGUGAGUAUCGUCUUCCAUCGAAUAUUGAUAUCGUUAUCGACAUAUUUGAUAUACAUCGAAAUCCUAUCCAUUGGGGUCCUGAUGCCGAUUGCUUUCGACCGGAACGCUUCGAAGCGCUACAGUACGACCGAUUUGCACUGCUCCCGUUCAGUGGUGGAUCGCGGAAUUGUGUCGGUUUACGGUACGCUUGGCUUUCAAUGAAGAUUAUGUUACUUAAGGUACUUACACGCUUCCGCAUUGAAACGGAUCUAAAGCUGGAAGAUUUAACCACCAAAAUAGCACUUACGAUGAAAAUCUCAAACGGACAUAUGGUGCGCCUGAAACGGAGAUAAUAA
This is a messenger RNA of Anopheles maculipalpis, 1464 nucleotides long. Its product is annotated as cytochrome P450 4C1-like. The transcript has 3 exons. Bases 19 to 1461 code for a protein of 480 amino acids. Lineage: Eukaryota; Metazoa; Arthropoda; Insecta; Diptera; Culicidae. The record is from RefSeq and is a predicted model, not a curated record. Gene Ontology annotation, molecular function: heme binding; oxidoreductase activity, acting on paired donors, with incorporation or reduction of molecular oxygen; monooxygenase activity.